Molecule: messenger RNA, 1710 nt
Organism: Beta vulgaris subsp. vulgaris (sugar beet)
Lineage: Eukaryota; Viridiplantae; Streptophyta; Magnoliopsida; Caryophyllales; Amaranthaceae
Exons: 2
Coding region: 827-1606 (259 amino acids)
Source: RefSeq, a predicted model, not a curated record
AAUCGCCAUUUCAACCUCAACAACCACCACCAUCGUCAUUUUCUCUCUCUACCCACCACCACCAUCGUAGCAACAUAUCACAACAACAAAAAACCACCAGAUCUAACACUACCGUCGAAGUGUUGAAAUCAAACGUCGAAUUUGGGGAAAGGUGAGGGAAGGAGAGGAGUUGGAGGAAAAGAAGGAGAGGAAAGAGAAAGAGAAGAGGAUAGUUGAAAAUUCUAGAAAAUAGAAGGCAAUACCGGUAGGGUGGUGGUGCCGGUAGGGUGGUGUUGGUUUGGCGGUGGCGUCGGCGGGUUGUGUCGUCGGCCAGGUUGGUGCUGGUGGUGUUGAUUUAGUGGGUUGAGUUGACAAGAGUGGGAGUGGGUUAAGGAGAGAGAGAGGUGAUGGGUUAAGUUGAGGAGAGAGAGAGGGUGGUGGGGUGGCUGAGAUGAGUGAGGGGUUGGGUCAUUUGGGUGGGUUGAUUAAUUAGUUGAUUAAUUAGUUCUAUUUAAGUUGGUAAAUGAUAAGUUGAUUAUGUUGUUGGAGAAUUAAGUAAUGGCAAUUCUGUAAAUAAAAAGAAAAAAUCUUUCCAAUUUAAGCUAUGUUGCACUUAUUAUGACAUUUCCUAAAAUGGGAAAUGUUGCACUUAUUUUGAAACGGAGGAAGUAGAAUAUAUCAACAAUGACAUUUUCAUUAUAUUUAAGAUAAAAAGAAGAAGUACUUUCAAAACAUCCUCUAGUUCUAUGUUGAAUUCCUAAAAUAGAAGUUUACAGGAUUGCUAUAUUGCAAUCAUGUACAUGUGAUACACACCAAAAUAUACCAUAAAUUUGGCAAGAUAAAAAAUAUGGAGCUUGAUUCUGAUCUAAUGACAACUAAAACCUUAGACGAUCUUCAUUCUACUGACUUUCGGAUCUCUAAAGAUCGAGCUGGCCAGAUUUUUCUAUGGAGAGAGACCGUAACGAUGUUUAUUUUUACUGCUCAUCUCAGAGGUAGAAGUAUUACACUGUAUGGCUAUAAAAAGGAGAAUAUCAUGAUUGACAUCAACGAAGAUGGAACGCUAAUUUCAAUAAGUGGUGCGAAGAUGGUGCAAGAAAUGGUAAUGAACAGAUGGGUGUUGCAACAAAAAGAACCAAGUGUAAAGGACUUCAGGAAGGUGUUCAGAAUUCCUAGCGCGGUUUUACUGGAUCAGAUCAAGGCCGGUUACAAUGAUGAUGAAUCGACAUUGAAAAUCUACAUGCCGAAGCAAAAUCAGGGCAUAAUCAUAGGAGGUGGGAUUGAAGAAGUUAAGGAUGAAAAGCAAGUUGGUGAAGGAAGUUUUCAAGAGAAACAACUAAGUGAAGAUGUUGAUCAAGGAGAGGAAAUUCGGCAUGAAAGAGACAAAGAAGAAGUUAAUGAUGAAGAAGUAUCAUCAAUUGAUAAAAUCAAAGAGGAGAAAAUAGUUGAGGAAAAUGUAGGAAAUGGUUGUGAAACAGAACAAGGAGAGAAAGGUGAUGAUCAAAAUGAAGGGGAAGAGAGCAAUAAUAAUAAGUGUAAGCUAUUUGCACCUUGUUUUUUUAUUGGAUCCACAUUAGUUGCAUCUUCUGUAAUGAUGCUUGUUAGUUUGAUUAGAUCAAAAAGGAAAUAAGCAUUGGUGUAUCUAAAGUCAUUUAGAACUUAAAGUUUAUGUUACUAGGUGAAAAAUUGUUAUCUUCAGUGUUUCUCCACCAUUUAUAAUUUUGAUUAAGGCUA